CCCGCAAUGCAUGUAUUUCAACCUGUUGAUUUUCAAAUCUGGGAUUCCAAACUUGAAUUCCAAAUAAAUACUAUUGGAUCUUCUACGUGGUUGCACGGAGUUAUUGUCUCAUCAAGAGUCCGUGGUGGUUGCCGCCGAUAAUCAAACCGAGUCAUUAAAACGAGUGAGAAACAUGGCUUCGUUAAUGUUGAUAUUGAAAGACAUUAGUUUGUUCAGUGCUCGAUAUGUGGGAAGGAGGAUUUUUAGCUAGGGGUCGAAGAAAGAUGGGUACACGUAUGACGUUUUUCUGAUGCACUCAACCGAGGAUAAGCAAAUCACGGAAAAAAUUUACGACGUCCUGACCAAAGCCGGACUUUAUUGUGCCGCGGAUUUCGACGGCAAAAGUUUCACCCCUGGAAGACCGGUAAGCGAAAGCAUACGUCGUCUGGUGCGAGAAAGCCACAAAUCCGUUCUCGUUUUGACGAAAAACCGCCAUUGAAAGUCCGUGGAUCAAUCUGGAAACCAUCCACGCUCUGGAGGAGUCAAAAUACCGGGGAAAUCAGUUGGUGCUCCGACUGCUGUUGAUUGACAUCGCGGAAGACGAAAUUCCUGCUCUCAAGGUGGGAUGUCUGGAGAGACUUCCCCAUUUCAUCGCGAAAUUCAACGAAGAUGGCUGGGAGAAAAAGCUGUUGGAUAGCUUGAACGAGCCUCUUCAAGUGUGUGACGUCCUUCCCGUCGGAAGUUUGGCCCAUGGACUGGUUUACAGUCACUUCACAGGGUUGCUGUCCUUCAUGCUUCCUACUAAACUCAGGGAGGAAAUUACAAAAUGGGAUAAGUAUGAAGAGUAUAAAGAUAAAACCUGUACAAACUACAACAUGCUCGUGCCGAAGUCAUGUAAACUGAGUGGUUCGCUCAGUGGAAAAGACGAGAAAUCUGGCAUUGAAAUAACAAAUGAAACAAAUCUUAAAUUUUCAACCGAGCACAUGGGGAAGCCAAGAGAGAUUACCAUUUCGAUAUACAGAAUAUCAAGAGGCACUGAGUUUUACUUCUUCUACGCGGACAUGCCCUUCGUUUUGAACUGUGUGUACGAGCUUAAGGAAAAGAAUCUUGCGGAAGGCGUGGACACAAAUCUUCAGUGUCAACGCUUCAAGCACACGUACAACACCCUUGUUAACCACCAAGAUUUUGGGCGGAGACUAAACAACCCACUGAGAAUGCUCGAAUACGAUGAUGAGCAAACCAAUCACUUCGAGGUUCUCUUUGAAGCUGUCAAGAACAGUGUUAAUGGCACAGACGGAGAAGUCAUUGAAAAUACUACUGUCACACCACCUCCCAAGAGCACUGUGGCACAGGCUGACCAAGUUAUUGAUGGGGUGUAUGUUAGCUGCUCAGACGAUACUGAGGACAGGAGAAUAGGAUCAGACAUCGUUGUCUAUUUAAACUCUAAGAACAUCAUUGCGGUCACCGACAGCGGCGAUUCGGGUCCAGGGGCAAAUAUGAGCGGUAACUACAACUGGUACGUGUUCGUCAUAUCCAAGAAGAGUUUGAAAGACCGGGCAUUCUGCUUCAAAAUAACGCAGAUUCUCGAACACAGCGUUCACGAAAAUACGACAAAAUUGAUUCCUGUUCUACACAAUGUCGAUAUCAAGAAGGUUCCUGACUUCAUAAGAUGGGUCACCAUGCUUUGUACGAGCGAUUCCAAAUUCUGUGAUCACAUCUACCAGACUGUGAUGGGCGGCCCCGUGACAAUGGUUGAGAAGAUGCCAUGCGGCGAUGUGGUCACAGGGCUGUGUUGGGCCUACCUCAUCAACUACAUGAAAAUGGCUUUGUUCCUGCGCACGCCAGACAACGAAGGAAGUCUUGACUUAAAAGGUCGCAUCAAGGCAUUUCUUCGUAGCAAUAACCUUUCGUGUGGUUGUCCUGACAAAGUGUACAUCCUUUGGCCCAGUUCUUGUAUGAUGGCGGACGCAAUUGAAAUAGUUGCAAAUAAAAACCUGCCUGGACAUCGAAUAGUGAAGCUGGGUUCUCUGCCAAUGGUUCGUGCAAAUACUGGCGGAGCGCUGAACCGGUCAUUCACAUUCACUGUGUACAAGCAUACGAGACCUCAAACCAGUCAGAGCACGUGUUUCAUCGCGGAAUACUGCACCCCAAUGGGAUGCUUGUACCAGAUGGGCACAAAGUACGGGUUCGCGGGGGUAAAUAAGGAAGAUCUGUCUUCACAAGGCCAGAACUUUAUGAAGGCCUUCAAAACAUUCACGUCCUUGUCUGCGGUUAAGGAGCAUCUUGGAGACUUCCAGAAACACACACAGUUUAUGUACUAUGAUGAUUCCAAGAAGCCCUUGAUCGAGGUUAUUGAAAAACAGCUAAACCAGGAGACAAACUUAGUGUUCGCAGAUGAUUGACUUGUGUUGACGCGUUAAAAAUAUGUUGUUUUUUUUUCAUAUCCUACAAUAUAAGAACAUUUCUAUCCAUCAAACAUUUGAUUGAGGCUGUUGCAUUUUUAUUAAUGAUUUUAAGACGAAAUUGGAGAGCGGAUAAAUUGGAUUCGUUAUUUUGGUAUGUCGAUCAAUCCACAUAAACUAUUAAAAAUGAAAAGAUAACGAUUUAGCACGUUUAAAACCUUGCUUUAAUAACCUUAACAGUCUUAGCACAAUGAUUCACGAGAAAAGCUUUUUAUUUGACCAAUUGUCUUAACAAAUGUCAUGGGCAUUGUUGUUGGUGGGUUUUAAAUAAAUAUUUUCUCCUUGA
Dreissena polymorpha is the source of this 2727-nucleotide messenger RNA. RefSeq lists its product as uncharacterized. Gene Ontology annotation, molecular function: 2',3'-cyclic GMP-AMP binding; cyclic-di-GMP binding. Gene Ontology annotation, biological process: positive regulation of type I interferon production; reticulophagy; activation of innate immune response. NCBI's taxonomy places the organism in Eukaryota, Metazoa, Mollusca, Bivalvia, Myida, Dreissenidae. The transcript has 12 exons. The record is from RefSeq and is a predicted model, not a curated record. Gene Ontology annotation, cellular component: endoplasmic reticulum membrane; autophagosome. The coding region runs from base 771 to 2381 and encodes 536 amino acids.